AAUAUAAGACCACUCUAGACUCCAAAGCCCUUCCUUUGCUACACAUUGCCACAGGCUCUCCGGGUUGUUCAGAGGCGUUUACUCUCUCCACAGAAAUGGUUACUUUCAGGUUUCAUCAAUACCAGGUAGUGGGGAGAGCAUUACCUUCUGAAACAGAUGAGCAUCCGAAAAUUUAUCGGAUGAAACUUUGGGCAACAAAUGAGGUUCGCUCCAAGUCAAAGUUUUGGUAUUUCUUGAGGAAACUCAAGAAAGUUAAAAAGAGCAAUGGGCAGAUAUUAGCUAUUAAUGAGAUCUUUGAAAAGAAUCCUACGAAGAUCAAGAAUUUUGGUAUCUGGCUGCGCUAUCAAAGCCGAACUGGGUAUCACAAUAUGUACAAGGAGUAUCGAGACACCACACUAAAUGGUGCUGUGGAGCAAAUGUACACUGAGAUGGCUUCUCGUCACAGAGUGAGGUUCCCAUGCAUUCAGAUCAUCAAAACAGCCACCAUACCAGCUAAGCUUUGCAAGAGGGAGAGCACCAAGCAAUUCCAUAACUCCAAAAUCAAGUUCCCUCUGGUGUUCAAGAAAAUUCGGCCACCCACCAGGAAGCUCAAGACCACAUAUAAGGCAUCAAGGCCGAACCUAUUUAUGUAACUCGUAUGAUGGUUACUUUCGCUUGUUUCUUGCUAGGAUUUUCAUGUUUUUGAUGAGCUUUAGAUGUGAGACAUCGGCUGAUGCUUUGAACUUUAAAUUCUGUUUUGGUAGUGGAAUGCUUGUUAACGAGUUCACUUGUACGGGUUCUCUUUUAGCUCUCUCAUUUGCGGAGAUAAUUAAGAGUACCACCUAGUAUACUCUUGUCGUUUUUGCUAUAAUGAAUUAUAGUUGCUGGAAGUUUCUUAGCUUUAA
Corylus avellana is the source of this 884-nucleotide messenger RNA. RefSeq names its product large ribosomal subunit protein eL20. Gene Ontology annotation, cellular component: ribosome. The record is from RefSeq and is a predicted model, not a curated record. Gene Ontology annotation, biological process: translation. NCBI's taxonomy places the organism in Eukaryota, Viridiplantae, Streptophyta, Magnoliopsida, Fagales, Betulaceae. Gene Ontology annotation, molecular function: structural constituent of ribosome.